Molecule: messenger RNA, 828 nt
Organism: Capsaspora owczarzaki ATCC 30864
Lineage: Eukaryota; Filasterea; Ministeriida; Capsasporidae
Exons: 3
Coding region: 1-828 (275 amino acids)
Molecular function (GO): sphingosine-1-phosphate phosphatase activity
Source: RefSeq, a predicted model, not a curated record
AUGAAGGCGAAAUCAGGAUCAGCGCCGUCACGAUCUGCAACAAGCAGCACUGAUGAGGACAAACCGACAUCCAACACGGCGACGCAUGCACAUACACGGACAGCGCACGAUGCGCACAACAGCAGGAAGACGACGGGCGUAUGGGCGCGCAUUGGCAGGGCAGACAAGGCAAUGUCGGCCAGAAUCCACACUGGCGACACGUUCAUGCGGCCGCUGCUCGUCGCGCUCGAGUUCUCAGGUCACGGAAUUCCAUGGAUUGCAGGCGCAGUCGUCGCCUUCUUGUUGACGGCGCAUUCUGAGCUGCUUGCAAAUCUGCUGGCGGGGUUGGCGCUCGAUCUGGUCGUCGUUGGGUUGGUCAAGGCGAUCGUGCGGCGUCCUCGUCCGUCCUACAAUGUAGAUGACAUGUUUGCCACAGUUUCCGUCGAUAGAUUCUCAUUCCCGUCGGGACACACGACGCGCGUCGCCAUGCUUGCAGCAUUCGUCUUCUUUUUGGCGAAUGUGGGGUUGGAGUCGCAAACGGUAAUGGAGGCGGCCAACACGGCGACGGCGCCAACCAGUUCGUCGUCAAACUUGCUGCCUGCGUUCGUGCUGAGCAUCAUCGAGAUGGUGAACAUUUCGUUGUUUGUCAUUGUCUGGGCGGUAGUGGUUGCCAUUUCCCGAGUCAUGCUCGGCCGGCAUCAUGUCGGCGACGUGGCUGCCGGCAUUGUGAUUGGCGUUGCUCAGUUCCUCGUUUUGCGGCACUUUAUUUGGAUUCCUGCCCACCACGCCACCUACAUGCAAACCACUGCUCUUGACACCAUCAACACAUGGAAGGCUUCCUACCUAUAA